Exophiala viscosa is the source of this 1635-nucleotide messenger RNA. Its product is annotated as mercuric reductase/transcriptional regulator, fusion. The record is from RefSeq and is a predicted model, not a curated record. NCBI's taxonomy places the organism in Eukaryota, Fungi, Ascomycota, Eurotiomycetes, Chaetothyriales, Herpotrichiellaceae. The transcript has a single exon. Gene Ontology annotation, molecular function: oxidoreductase activity. The coding region runs from base 103 to 1296 and encodes 397 amino acids.
GCCAUGAUCUCUAGAUAAAGAGGUAGGCAGCGAAGGUCUAGGAAAGCUACCAUUUGUUUUCUGUAACAGCCUACACCUUUACCUCUUGGACACAGAACAGCAAUGGCUUCCGCAUCGAAGACAGUCAAUCUUCAUCCAGACAACUACCUUCCCUCGAAUCUCGAACCGACCACGUUCGACGUGAUAGUAAUCGGCAGCGGCCCGUGCGGUCGGCAAGUUGCAUCCAAAACCGCCGCAGCUGGGCUGUCUACCAUGAUCAUCGAGGACGAACUCUGGGGCGGUGACUGUCCCUUCUGGGCAUGUAUGCCAUCCAAAGCUCUACUUCGACCCGGCGAAGCCCUCGCCGCAGCCCGCCAAGUAGGCGGUGCCAAACAGCUUAUUGAAAACAGCCGGAAGGUCGACAUUGACGGCGUCUUCGCUCGACGCGAUAAAAUCGUGCACGACUACACUGAUCAAUCCUUCGUCAAUUUGUCGUUGAAGCAGAAGUGCAGUGUCGUCCGAGGCAAGGGAUCCUUGCUAGGCGAGAAGAAAGUCCUGGUCAAGAACGCCAAUGGUCAGGAGAAGACCUUGUCCGCUCGACAUGCCGUUGUCAUCUCGACUGGUUCUGAACCUGUGAUCCCGGAUAUUAAGGGCAUACAUGACAUCGAUUUCUGGACUCCUCGAGAAGCCACCUCGGUCAAGGAAGUUCCUGAGCAUCUCAUCAUCAUUGGUGCAGGGGUCGUGGGAUCAGAAAUGGCGACUGCGUUCGCAACAUACGGAAGUAAAGUUAGCGUGAUCACACCGACCAGCGAGAUCCUGCCACGCUAUGAGCCUGAAGCAUCACGGCGCGUGCGUGAAGCCCUGAUUGGACAGAACGUCGACUUCCAUCUAUCCUCACGCGUCGUCGAGGUGUGGAAACAAGACGCCAACGUAUGUGUCAAACUAUCGUCCGGCACCAUCGUGACUGGCUCCACCGUUCUCCUUGCCGCAGGUCGUCGCCCACGAACCAAGGACAUCGGCCUGGAAAGUAUCGGCGUCACGCCCACCCUUGACGUCGAUCCAAGCAUGCUGGUCAACCCCGUCGAGGGUCAAUGGCUGUACGCAGUCGGAGACACGAAUAUGCGCGCGCCCAUGACCCACAUGGGUGAGUACCAGGGCCGCAUCGCAGCCAGCGCUAUCAUUGCGCGAAGUCAAGGCACUAAAACCCUCAGCUCGGAGGCAUGGAGCGAGUAUGCCGCUACAGCAGAUUCCCUGGCUGCCAGCCAAGUCGUGGUGACGGACCCUAAUCUCGCGACAGUGGGACUUACGCUCGCUUAGGCCUUGGAAAGGGGCAUCAAGGCGCAAGCUGUUGAUGUGAACUUCAAUUUCCCUGGGGCUUGGGUAUACGCGGAAUUCGAUUACGAUGGGUGGGCGCGAUGGGUGGUCGACGUCGAGAAGAAUGUCCUUGUGGGAGCGACCAUUGUCGGAAGAGAGGCAGGUGACCUGUUGCAUGCGAGUACCGUUGUGCUGGUGGGACAGGUACAGCUGGAUAAGUUGAUUCAUGCGGUGCCGAGUUUUCCCACGCGCAGUGAAGUGUAUGGUUUGUUGUUGGAGAAGUGGUUGUCCAUUAGACGCUCAAGCGAGGACGAGAGGAGUGCUUGGAAGUGACGGGCUCAA